This is a messenger RNA of Schistocerca piceifrons (Central American locust), 1528 nucleotides long. RefSeq lists its product as uncharacterized. The record is from RefSeq and is a predicted model, not a curated record. Bases 185 to 1243 code for a protein of 352 amino acids. NCBI's taxonomy places the organism in Eukaryota, Metazoa, Arthropoda, Insecta, Orthoptera, Acrididae. The transcript has 4 exons.
CUCGUUAGCGGCAGUGAACUUCUAUUUCAGUGAUCAGUAUUUUGUUUACUGAAAUUGUGUGUUGGCGAAAAACGUGUUUCAGUUAGUUGAUUGGUAAUGUUUUGAUCUGCUACUAAGUUCGCUGCUGUCAGAAUUAAGAAGAGUGUGAAUAUUUUUUAAAACUGCUGUGAAGAUUUAAACAACCAUGUUUCGAGACAGGAAGCCAUCAAGAGGACCAGCAGGAAGAGGCAGAGGGGCAUAUCGACCCUUAGGCUUAAAACCCCGAGGUGCAGGAGGUAUUGGGCCCUGGCCUACCAAAGGAAGACGAUUUGUUGAUGUGCCUUACAAUAUUAAUAAGAAGAACAAACUGAAAGAACAAAAGCAGGUACAGACAGCUGUAAAUCCACGGGCUGUUGCAGAAGAUUUUGUGGGGUACAGACAGAGGAUGUUGAUAACACUAGAUCCCGAUCGAAAAUUAGAGGAAAAGGAAAUAGCCCAAAUCAAAGAAGCACUCCUAGAUGCUCUUGAACCUCUAGAGGAUGGGUAUUUUCCACAGUUUUACGGGACUUCCGUGGCGAAGGGUGCGCUCGUUAUGUCUUGUGCCAACGAGCAGACAAAACUCUGGCUAGAGAGAAUUGUGCCAGACUUGAAGCCGUGGAAGGGUGCAAAGCUCCUAGUAAAGCCUAAAGGGGAGGUCGCACAAGGAACUAAGGUGCUACUCAAGACGCCAAAGUUGUUUGCCAAGACAGAGCCAAAAAAAAUCUUGCAGAUGCUUGGCACUCAAAACAAAACCCUCGAUACAAGCCUUUGGAAGAAUGUCAGUGUGACUUCUGAAGCUACAGGCCAGACUCUAGUCUUCAUGGUUGAUGACCAGUCUCUCGAAGCCAUCCGGGCCUUGGACAAUAAAGUUUACCUCGGAUUAGGCAAUGUGGAUUUAGUUAUCGUAAAUGAGGAGGAUGGCAAGCAGACCUCUGCAGAUACAGAUGAGAAAAAUGAGGAAGAGAGUGACAAGCAGACCUCUGGAGAUACAGACAUGAAAAACAAGGAAGGAGAUGCCAUGCAGAUGUCUGUAGAUGCAGACAUGAAAAAUGAGGAGGAAGUGGCCAAGCAGACACCUUCAGAUACAGACAUGAAAAAUCAGGAGGAAGCUGCCAAGCAGACGUCUGUAGACACAGACAUGAAAAAUCAAGAGGAAGCUGACAAAGAGACAUGUGUAGAUACAGACAUGAAAAACAAGGCGGAAGCUGACAAGCAGACCACCUAGAUACAUAUGUGACUCUCACAGAACUGAAGUGCAUUGAAGUUCAUAUUGAAGAAGGAGGCCCAAAUAUUUAGACUAGUGUUGUUCAAAUUGAGCAGAUUCGUUUUCCUUCUGUAGUGCAAUGAGGAGGACAAUGUCUGUGCUUAAAAUUUCUGUGGCUAGGGCUGGACCUGCUUCCAGCUACAGUACAAUCUUGUUAAUUUGGACUAUGUGGGAUCAAAAGUAAGCCUAAAAAUACAGGAGAAUGUGGUAAAAUGAAUAAUAAAGUUGUAGCCUUCGAGCCAGAAA